GAUAUAUUCAAAUGGCUGUUUGAUGUUUUGCUGACACUAUCUCGAAAAGAAUAAUGAUCAUGAUCGGAUUAGGAAUCUGGGAACGCUCUGCAGGAACCAUAAGAUAAAGAUGCCAUGAGGUAUCAAAGACGAAGGAUUGGCAAACUCCCUUUUGUUUGGACAAGUGUUGGCGCUUUGUGCGACAUCGACACCAUAGCACACGACAAACACUCCUCAAAAUCAUGACACUAGGAAAGAGCUUCAUCAAUGGCGUCGCCAACUCAGUCGAGCGAAGCCUCAGGAGUUGCAUUCUCCACGACCCAUCGUUGAGUCUCGUCGCAUCAGAGAAAGUUCUUUAUCGACGAAUGGACCAAAGCAAUGACAAAGUCAUCCUCAUUUCCGGCGGAGGCUCCGGCCACGAACCCGCGCACGCAGGAUACAUCGGCGAGGGAGCAUUGGACGUCGUGGUCGCUGGCGAGAUCUUUGCCUCCCCUUCCGCUUCACAGAUCCUCACAGGCCUACAGACUAUCAAGUCGUCAAAAGGAUCGUUGAUGAUCGUCAAGAACUACACAGGCGACAAGCUCAACUUCGGCCUCGCAGCAGAAAAGGCAAAGGCAGACGGACAGAAGGUUGAGAUGAUUAUUGUUGGAGAUGAUGUGUCAGUCGAGGGAAACACGCUUGUUGGUCAGCGUGGUCUUGCAGGAACAGUCUUCUGCCAUAAGAUCGCUGGCGCAAAGGCAGCCCAGGGAGCCUCCCUCGAGCAAGUCGCCUCCACUACAAGAAAAGCCGCAUCGCAAAUGGCCACCGUCGCAGCGAGUCUCGAUCGAUGUAGUGUUCCCGGACGGGCGAUUCAAGAAGCCCUUCCCCAUGACCAACUCGAAUUCGGAAUGGGAAUACACAACGAGCCGGGUGUCAAGCGCGAAGAAAUCUCGAGCCUUGAGGUUACAGUUGAGAAGGCAUUGAGUAUGAUGUUCACUCCCAAGGCCAAUAUGUGGCAACCAGAAAGGGGGCAGUGUGUAGCUUUGAUGGUCAACAACUUGGGCGGCUUAAGUGUCUUGGAGAUUAGUGUUGUUGCAGACGAGGUGGUAAAGCAACUGGUCGAACGUGGCAUACGUAUCGAAAGGAGUCUUGUUGGCACUUUUGUUACGUCGCUCGAUGGCCCUGGCUUUUCUGUUACACUGCUGUCACUUGACGAUGAGUUGACAGAACUGCUUGAUGCUCCCACUACCGCACCUGCUUGGCCACGUUCGAUUCACGGCUGGGCAACAGAUAUGGAGUCUGUAUCAAAGCGUGAGACGACAAUUCCUGUAGCGAAGGGCAAUGGUAAGGAGACGGGAGUCAAGGUGCCGACAUCACUUGUCAAGGUUCUCAUUGAAUCAGUGGCACGAACAACAACGAGGGAUGAGCCGAAAAUCACAGAAUACGACACCCUGGCUGGCGAUGGAGACUGUGGAGAGACGCUUCUGAAUGGAGUAACUGGUCUUGUUAAGGAGUUCGAAAACGACGACGCAGUUUCCCUUGACAUUGGCCAAGUCUUCCGACGAACAGCGGCAACCGCAGAAAGGAGCAUGGGUGGCACGUCGGGCGCCAUCUACGCCAUUUUCCUCAACGCUGUAGCAAACCGACUUUUACAAGUGACUGCCGAGUCUCCAUCGCUAACGGUCUCCGAGUUCAUACAACAAGCUCUGCAGGGCGGCUUAAGCGAGCUUUGCAGAUACACACCCGCGCGUAUCGGCCAUCGCACACUAAUGGAUGCACUUAUACCAUUUGUCAAGAACUACUACCUGGAUGGCUCACUAAGGGCUGCUCUGGCAGAGGCGCGGAAUGGUGCUGAGAGCACACGGCUGAUGGUAGCGGCCCUGGGACGGGCGAGCUAUGUUGGACAGGAGAGGUUCGAUGAAGAGGGCGGUAUUCCUGACCCUGGAGCUCUAGGUGUUGUGAGCAUUCUCGAAGGUCUUCGCGAUGGAUUGGAUACUCGAGCCAAUUGA
Messenger RNA from Fusarium odoratissimum NRRL 54006, 1967 nucleotides. RefSeq lists its product as uncharacterized. NCBI's taxonomy places the organism in Eukaryota, Fungi, Ascomycota, Sordariomycetes, Hypocreales, Nectriaceae. The record is from RefSeq and is a predicted model, not a curated record. The transcript has 7 exons. Gene Ontology annotation, biological process: glycerol catabolic process. Gene Ontology annotation, molecular function: glycerone kinase activity; ATP binding. Bases 222 to 1967 code for a protein of 581 amino acids. Gene Ontology annotation, cellular component: cytosol.